Molecule: messenger RNA, 1229 nt
Organism: Coturnix japonica (Japanese quail)
Lineage: Eukaryota; Metazoa; Chordata; Aves; Galliformes; Phasianidae
Gene: NRSN2
Product: neurensin 2
Biological process (GO): nervous system development
Cellular component (GO): neuron projection; transport vesicle; neuronal cell body
Source: RefSeq, a predicted model, not a curated record
AAGGGAGCCUGCAGCAUCCUUGGGUACCACAGCAUCCCUGGGUACCACCUGCCUCCCAUCCCUGCUGGGGGAGGGGCCGGGCACUGGGCUGGCACUGCUGAGACCCCCCCCACGGCCACAGGACAACACCCACUGUGGGACAUGGGGGUGACUCUGCCUGCGAUGCCGGCAGCGCUGAGCAGCCUGGCUGUGACCCCGGCACGUUGCAGCCCUCGGCUGUGAGUCCGGGCUCCAGCACAGUGACCCCCCGGCCCAGCAGUGUGUUGGGAUGCCCCUGCUCCAUCCCGGCCUCUCCAAGCACCCGCUGCUGCCCUCACAACCACGUGCCCCCACCGCCAGCCCCGCUCUGAGUCACACACAGCAGCAGCUCACAGGCAGUGCCGGCUCUCAGCCGUGCAGCAGGGACUCACGCUGCCCCCUCCCCACCGCCCCAAACCCCCUGGGAAGCAGGGACCGUGCCCAGCGCUGCCUCACAUCACAGGGUCCCGGCUGUGGGAGAAGGGGACAGCAGAGUGAGCACUGCUGGGACAGCGCUGGGACAGGGAAGGAUGUGCUGAAAUCCCCUCCAGGUCCGAUGACCACCCUGCAGCCCAACUGCAGCUGCAGCCGCGGCCCCAGCGUGGCACAGGGGAAGUGGUACGGGGUGCGCUCCUACCUCCACCUCUUCUAUGAGGACUGCACCGGGGCUGGCCCUGAUGGGGUCACAAAUGAGUCUUCACCUUCCCAUCCCCACGCUGUAUGGCCCUCCAUUAUCUGGAAGGUGUCCCUCUCCACGGGCACUCUGUUCCUGCUGGUAGGACUGGCUGCUCUGACCACGGGCUGGCUGCUGCCCCCCAGGCUGGAGGGUAUCGAGGAGGAGGAGCUGGUGGUGCUGGACGUGCAGGCCAUGAGCUAUAACCACAUGCUGGGUGCGUGUCGGCUGCUGGGCACAGCACUGUGCAUCACAGCGGCAGCGCUGGGUGCUGUGGGGCUGCUCUGCUGCGUGCUGGGCAGAGCUUGGGGGGGGGACCAAGAAGAGGAGCAGCAGCUGUCGCCCAUCCUGCAGAGCAGCACCCAGGGCCCUGCAGUGCCCUUCGGUGCCUCCCAGCUCUGUGGGGUGCAGCCCCGGCAGGAGGUGUGAGGCUGGGAGCGCUGCUGCUGCCACCACCACGUCCCAGCCUGGGACAUCCCAGCAUUGGACUGGAGCUCCUCACCCUGCUCCCCAACCAGCCAUGGGGAUGGACAGGCAC